This is a messenger RNA of Lasiosphaeria miniovina, 4113 nucleotides long. RefSeq lists its product as uncharacterized. Lineage: Eukaryota; Fungi; Ascomycota; Sordariomycetes; Sordariales; Lasiosphaeriaceae. The transcript is spliced from 3 exons. Gene Ontology annotation, molecular function: NAD+ binding; histone deacetylase activity, NAD-dependent. Gene Ontology annotation, biological process: regulation of DNA repair; pericentric heterochromatin formation; negative regulation of transcription by RNA polymerase II. Gene Ontology annotation, cellular component: nucleus; mating-type region heterochromatin. Bases 1 to 4113 code for a protein of 1370 amino acids. The record is from RefSeq and is a predicted model, not a curated record.
AUGCCCACAACCCAUGUCGUCCCCGAUUCUGCGUCCUCGCUGCAAGACAUUGCAAACUCUCUGUUCAAGGCGCGCAAGGUUGUUGUUAUCACGGGUGCCGGUAUAAGCACAAACUCGGGCAUCCCAGAUUUCCGUUCCGAGAAUGGCCUGUACUCUCUGAUACAGGCUCAGUUUGACGCGGCCGAGGCGAAGGGCCCGCUGAGCAGCGAAGGCGAUGCCGACGAGUCUGAUGUGGUCGCGGAGAGCAUUGACGAGAGGCCAGCAAAGCGACGGAAAAUAUCCCGCGACGAGACCACUCCCUCGCGCCAGGAACCAAAGGAGUUUGUGCGAGUAGCAGUCCGGGAUGUCGAAACCAAGGGCAAGGAGGAAGUGCUGGCGGAAAGUGCGACGGAGGGCGCGCCGGCGCCGGCUAAGUCUGUUGAGGCGGCUGCCGCACUUUGCCCACGACUUCCCGGGAGCGACGUGAUUAUGGAAGAGAUCGAGGCACGGCAGCACGCUCUGGGCCCUCCCAUGGAACCUCCCGGUGGCCUACUUUCCAGCGAGACCAUCCGAUGGGCCGUCGGAGAUCAGCCACUGGGUACUUCGCCCAUGCUAACCCUCCUACCGAGCCCAAAGCUAGCAUCCGGGCCACCCUUUGUCUCUUCUCCCCCGAGUAUGGCUCUGGAUGCCCUGCGACUCCGGUCCGACUCGGACCAGACAUACCCGCACACAAUGAGUUCGUCGCCGCUUUCGUCGCCGCCCCCAAUCAUGUUCGAUCCGUAUCAAGAGUUGCUGAGGGGCGGCUCGAGCUCGUCGUCUCAGUCUUCAAGCCGACAAAGCAUGUCGUCUCGAACACAAAGCGAGGAGCCAUCUUCCGCCUCGACACCUCUGCUCACAUCGCAGUCGUCGUUUGCCUCGUCAACCGGGAGAACGUCCCUCCCGAACAUGAAAGGCAGAGACUUGUUCGACGCGCAGAUAUGGUCUGAUCCCAUCAAGACGUCGGUGUUCUACACUUUUACCGCAACGCUGCGGCAGAAAGUCCGGAGUGCUGAACCGACAAGCAGCCAUCAAUUCGUCAGUGUCCUCCGUGAUAGCCGGAAGCUUGUCCGGUGUUACACGCAGAAUAUCGACCAGCUCGAGGAGCGCGUGGGGCUCACAACCUCGCUCUCGUUGGGGCCGGGAAGUCGCUAUCGCUUCUCUCAUCGGACGGGACGCGUCUCGGCAGUCGCCAGGGGGGUGGUGGUCAAGGACGCAGAAUCGUCUACCCAGAACCAAAGCCAGACACAGCAAAGCCAAGACGACACCCAGCAAGAGCAGCGACCGGGUUCAGGGUCGCAGCUCACCCCGAGCGCCUCCCAGGUUGAAGAUAAUCCGCCGGCUCAGCGAAUCGGCGGCGAGCCUAGUCUUCUCGACGGUGCGAAUGUUGUUGUUGCCAUUCCCGACCCCCUUCCGCAGGCUCCGCCAAGUUCAGCUCUAGUCGCAAAAGUUGCUGUAGUGCCCACCGCCGCGGUUUCUGUACCUACACCUCCCAAGCGUGGCGUCGAGUGCGUCUGUCUUCACGGGUCUCUCGCCGAGCUUCGAUGUUUUGUGUGCGCGAGGACCGCGUCCUGGGACGAGGAUUCGCGUCAAGUUGACAUACUUGCAGGCCGGCAGCCUACAUGUCCGCAUUGUGCAGGUGCGACGGCGGCGCGAGAAGAACGCGGCAAGCGGGCCCUCGGUGUCGGCAAGCUGCGGCCUGAUAUCGUCCUGUACGGCGAGGAGCAUCCCCACGCCCAUCUUAUCAGCCCCAUUGUCCAGCACGAUCUCUCCCUCGGGCCCGACAUGCUGCUCAUCUUAGGGACCAGCAUGCGUGUCCACGGGCUGAAGGUGCUUGUAAAGGAAUUCGCCAAGGCAGUUCACGAUCGGGGAGGCAAGGUUGUCUUUGUCAACUUUACCAAGCCGCCAGAGAGUGUGUGGUCGGAUGUCAUCGACUAUUGGGUGCAAUGGGACUGCGAUGCUUGGGUAGGCGAUCUGCAACAGAGAAAACCGGCUCUAUGGUUGCCUCCGGGCACGGUGAUGCCGGAGGAUGAGAAGGUGAAGGCGCUGAAAGCAUCUCGCAGACAGAGCGGAGUCGAGUCUGGCAAACGCAAAGACGGCGCAAGCUCGGCCCCGAGAAAGCGCAAGGAUCAGGACAAGCCCGCCGCCAGGAAGCCGCCAACAGAAACAUGCGAUGUUAUUGAGGUAGGCAAUGAGCCAGCCGAGGAGUGUCUGCAUAUUUCGUCCGAAGAGAUGGUGCCGGCGGUGUUGCCCCCACUUCCGGCCUCGUCUUCCCCACUUGUGACCAAGGUCACUGGGCCAAAAACAGUCAAGCUGUUUCCCAGAGAACCAAAACUGAACCCCAACGCGAAACGUCCCGCGUCUGUACGCGACCACAAGCUGAACGGCGCAUAUCUGGUCAACAAAAUUCUGAGCGACCUCCGCCGACUCUCAGGCGGAGAAGUCGACGAUCUGCCACCCUCACAUCUAUCUUCCUCUCAAUCUUCUCAAUCCUCACCUCAUUCUUCUCAAUCCUCGCCUCUUGCACCCGUCGCCAAAAUGCCGCCAAAGAAGAGACAACGGAAGUCUGCACCCGCAAAAGCAACAGGCGAUCAAGCCCGAGAGCCAAACACGGCCACUGAAUCGCAAGACAAUGCCAAUUUCGAUCUUGGAGGUAGUGACAACCAAAUGAACCCUUCGCAUUCAACAUGGCAGACCAGCAAUGCUGCCUCCUCCAUGCCGGCUAAAGAGGAUAUAAAGAUGUCAAUCGAGGUAGACCCCGACUCUAUCUCCACUGCAGUAAAGUCCAGACCACGACAGAGAAAGUAUUGGACGUUAGUUAACGGCCUCGAAAAGCUCGUGACCGUCACUAGUGAAGAUGUGCCAUCAGACGUGUUUCGACGGGAGCGUGAAGCCUUGCAGGAAAACGAAAAGAAGCGUCGUACUUCAUCAAAGCCAAGGCGCUCGGAAACCCUGCCGAAGCGAUGGGAAACCCUGCUAGUUCUCAAAGAGGCCCAGACAGCUCCUGCCGAGGCCCAGGAAGUUCCCGAAGAGAUCCAGACAGUUCCUACCGCGACCCAGUCAGUUCCCCAAAAGGCCCAGACUGCUGCUGCUGCAGAGACCCAGCCACUUACCGUCUCUUUCGAUCCGUCGAAUGAGUCACGGCGGCCGAAAUCGCCCCCAAGUUAUGACUAUCCGUCGAGGUCGCGGCGGCGCUUUGAGCUGGUAAGUCUGACGGGCGAUGACUCAAAUGACGAGUAUUGGGAGCGUGAUCUUAAGGAGCAUGAGGAGAAAAUGCAGCGUAGGGAUGAGUAUAUGCAGCUGCCCAAUGCCUUUGCCGACGGGUUUGCAGAAACAGACAGACUGAUUUCCCGGUUGCGGGACAUGACGCCUCGCCUAAAGUCGCCGAUCUGGCAAGGACCUUUGAAUCCUGGAGAUUCGAGUGACGUGGAGUCUUCGGAUUCCAGUAUCGUACAGGCUUCGGGCUCGAGUGACGUUGAGGUCAUGGACACGAUGCCUCGCCAAACGUCGUCGAUGCCGCCAGGACCGCUGAAUACGCGAGUUUCAGUUGGCUUUGAUGAGGGCAUGGACGAGGGCCUUGAUAUAGAUAUGAGCAGCGUGGAGCCGCCCCCCUCGACCUCCAUGCAGUUGCCUGCGUCUACCGAGAUGCACUCGCCGCAUCCGAGUAAUGUGCAACCGCCGCACCCAAGUGGCACGCACUUAGCCACACAGUCACAUAACUAUACUUACGUGCGAUUUGCGCCGACUGAGGUCGAGUCGCCGCACUUGAGUGGCAUGCAAGUGCCGCCCAUGGGUGGCGAGCAAAACCAGACGAUGGAGCCAAACAUUCCCUCGCCUGGUCCGCAAGUCAUUAUUUCCCCGCAUGUCGGAUCACCGAGACCCCUGUCUCCCAUGUCUCGCUGGCAAAAGGCAGCGUUUGAGUACCAUGAUUCAUACCCAGACAACCAUCUGAGUUUUCCUCCGAAGUGGAUGCAGAAAAAAGACCUCCCGCCGCCGCCAGAGCCCGAGACUCCCUCCGAGCAGCUCAAGGAGGAGCAGAGAAGGGCCAAUCUGCUUGCCCAAAUGAGAGAGGGGCGCGGGUGGUUCGUGGAAGUUUAG